Messenger RNA from Microplitis mediator, 4156 nucleotides. It is a transcript of the gene Optix, whose product is annotated as iroquois-class homeodomain protein IRX-1-like. Gene Ontology annotation, molecular function: DNA-binding transcription factor activity, RNA polymerase II-specific; RNA polymerase II cis-regulatory region sequence-specific DNA binding. Gene Ontology annotation, biological process: regulation of transcription by RNA polymerase II. The record is from RefSeq and is a predicted model, not a curated record. Gene Ontology annotation, cellular component: nucleus; transcription regulator complex. Lineage: Eukaryota; Metazoa; Arthropoda; Insecta; Hymenoptera; Braconidae. The transcript is spliced from 3 exons. Bases 679 to 2184 code for a protein of 501 amino acids.
GUCUGGGUACAUCGGGAUGGACAAACGUAUCAUGCGGGGCAGGGCUGGGGCCGAGAUGCCGGGUUGUAAACGAAACCAGUUUGCUAUCCGAUACGAUCGAGGCAACAGUAGGUCUGCUGUUUAGUUUCCUCGCGAGAUAGCGUACCCAAACGAACACGCACUUAAAUAUAAGUAAUAAACAACGGGGCUGAUAAUUAUUAGUAGUAACAGCCAACGUGUUCUGGAGGAAACGUCUUGUCAAGUUGCUCGGACAGAUUCGAUUUAUCUGCUUUAGCUCACGUUCAUUGUGAUCUAGGACCGAUUUUUGUUCUUAGUUACUGUCAUUGAGUCAUCAAAACUUUUUAAUAUAUAUUUUAUUUUUACUUAUGACGGUUGAUAUUACGGUGGUGGAAUUUUAAUGCCGGAAUAGCAACCGAUUUAUGGUAAACCAGCAAGAUAAGUUUAGUUAUCUUAAUUAUUUUGGAUACGCAGUGAUGUUCUGACAGCUGAUUUGAGACACAGUGAUUUUUUUUUUUAUUAGUACGGGUAAUAAAGUGUUGUGGUUGUAGUAAAUAUCAAAAAGUCACAAUGACUGAUGAAAAUGUGCUGAGAGUUUGAGCAAUAUGAUAAUAGUUUGUAGUAAGAUAAAUUUGAUUGUGUGUAAAUUAAAAACUAUUGGAGAAAAAAAAGUGGUUUUGAAUGUAUAAAGUUGGCUAUCAUCCGUAUUAUCGUAAGAUGUCAGCAGUAGCACCAGCUGGGGCUGCAUCAGCGGUAGCAAAUACAAAUGGGCCAAUAGUACCAGCUCCGGUAUUUGCAUUGCCCACGUUGUCAUUUACUGUCACCCAAGUGGCGACAGUUUGUGAAACCCUGGAAGAAAGUGGUGAUAUCGAGCGACUAGCUAGAUUUCUAUGGAGCUUGCCGGUAGCUCAUCCGAACAUCCAGGAGUUGAACGAAAACGAAGCAGUGCUAAGAGCACGUGCUAUUGUUGCCUACCAUUCUGGGCAUUAUCGAGAACUCUACUCGAUUUUGGAGCGACACAAAUUUACCAAAGAUUCCCAUGGAAAACUCCAGGCCAUGUGGCUGGAGGCCCACUACGCCGAGGCGGAAAAGUUGCGCGGAAGACCGCUGGGCCCGGUCGACAAAUAUCGGGUGCGGAAAAAAUUUCCACUGCCAAGGACCAUUUGGGACGGGGAGCAAAAGACUCACUGUUUUAAAGAGCGUACUCGUUCUUUGUUGAGAGAGUGGUACCUCCAGGACCCAUAUCCUAAUCCUGGCAAAAAACGAGAACUAGCCGCUGCGACGGGACUUACGCCAACACAAGUUGGCAAUUGGUUCAAAAAUCGACGGCAGAGAGACCGAGCUGCUGCUGCUAAAAAUAGAUUGCAGCAACAAUCAGGUCCGGGAGGCGCCGGAUCAAGAAGACCUCUGAGCCCAGCGGGAGGAAGUGACUCCGAAGAUUCGGACAUUUCUCUCGGCGGGACUUCGCCACCCUCGCCCUCAUCGACUCCGCCAUCGCAGUCCCACCACCAGCCCUCGCCUGUAUCGCUAGGGCCAGUGGCGCCCUUACCACCACCAGGCCUCGGUUUCCGUUACGACCCAACGCAGACCCAACUUCGUUUUAAUCACAUGACCGCCUUUAAAUUUCCACCUACGGGGUUCCGUUUCGAGCCGCACAGUCCGCAGCACAAUCACCCGACGAUUCCCAACCCCGGUGGUAUUUUUCGGCUCACCGAGACGAGUCCAUUUCAAGCCGUCGGGCCCAGGGGAGAUCUUGGGUCGAGAUUACCAGACCCAUUGGGUUUACCACCGCCUCGACUGCACCCGCACGAGGGUCUCAUCCACCAUCCUCACCACCCGCAGCACCAACUACCAGAAGGCAUAUCGAGAUUGUCGUCCGAGGGGUCUCGAUUGUCUGACGGCGGAAUAUCUCGAUUAUCAGACAGUCUAAGUGAGGCACACAGUCCUCCCCUGGUUGCGACGAACCUCUCAGUAACAGGACCUCUACGUGUUGCCGUACCGAGUCCACAUACGCCCUCAUCACGCGGCAGUCCGCCUUCGUCUAAUCACCAGACACCUUCGUCUCAACAAAAUCAACCGUCGUCUGUUCAAGUACCAACUCAAGGUUUAAUUCGUGUCGUUACACCUCCGACGCAAAGUACUCCCCCGAAACCUCCGCAAAUUCACAGGCCAUUCUCACCCGCGUGAUACCUCACUGAGUUAACGCCACUGAGUUGUCAAUAAUUUAUUGAAAAAAAAAGGAAAUGAAAAAAAAGAUUUUUCAGAUCUUUCCCGAGUCGAAAUAUUAGGCGUAAAUUGAACGUUCUUAACGUUUUGAACGUAAAUUGCAUGUUUCGGACAUUAAAAACUCAAUUUGACAGCUUUCAACUUAUUCAAAACAUAGAUGGGAGUAUCAUAAAUCGAAAACGUAACUAAAACCUAUUUAGACUUAUAAUAAGGAAACAUAAGCAUACCAACAAUUUUUUUUACUCCUGGAUUAUAAUCACCAAUUCCCUAAAAUUUUGUCGUCCGCCGUUCUGGCUCUUAAAUAAAAAUUUCGGAUUUUGAAAAAAAUUUUUUUCAGUUUCAUACUUCUAUCUUUAACACUAUAUAUUUAUAUCUGUUCAUAUAUUAUGAUAUCAAGGUUAUAAAAAUUGUGAUUACAAAUAUUGAAAUUAAUUAAUCGAUGUUAUCAUUAAACUAAAAUCAUAACUCAUGAAAUUACCAAUUAUUUUUUAACUAAAAUUCAAAAAAAUAGUUCAAUUUACGUUUAAAACGUUCAAUUUACGUCUAAAACGUUAAGAACGGUCAACUUACGUCUAAUAUUUCGACUUGGGUUAUAAUAAAUAAGUAAUUUGUAAAUAAACAAUUAAACUAAUUACAUAUAAGCUUUUAGGCAGAGCUUUUUGUUGUAAAUAAUUAAUUAUACUGGGGUAAUAAAUUUUAAAAUAUAAUUUAAAGAGGAAAUAAGGAUACAGACGCUGGAAGUCUUUAAACAAAAACACUAGGUCGCUCGAAGCAAUCAGUGUUUUUCCUUAUUUCUUAUUAUUAUUAUUAUUAUUAUUAUUAUUAUUAUUAUUAAUAUCAUUAAAUUUAAUUUAAAAAUUGUUUCUCAAAGAAACAACGAGUGCUCGUAACGCGCAAUUAUGUAGAUUAUUUUAUUGAUUAUUGUAAAUAUUAUUAUUAUUAUUCUAAAAGAAAAAAAAAUUACUAAUUGAUUACCAGUGAUCACCGCGAGUGAACUAGUAGAAUACUUUCGAGGAUAUUUAAUAUAUGAUAAAUAAUAAUAAUUAAAAAAUAAAUGGUGGAUUUUUAUUUGUUAAGAUAAAUAUUAAUAUAGUAGACGGGGCAAAAUGAGACACCGAAAAAAUUUUUUUUUGUUGCAAAUCUUUUACUGUUUCAAGACACCGGGGGUGAGUUGGUCAGAAAAAAUAAUAAGUCUAAUUUUGAGAGGUUUUUUUUAUUUAAUAAAAUUUGUAUGGCUGUAGGGGAUGAAAAAAUGUGGGGUAAAAUUUUCAGUUUUUAAAACUGAAGGUGUCCCAUUUUGCCUCAAAUUGGUUUAAUGUUUGAGUUAAUUUUUGAUUAUCCGCAAGAGAUAAGACUGAUUCGCGGUGAUAAGUGAUUAAUAUUUUAGUUAUUAAAAAAAAAUAAUAAAUUUUUAUUAUUUUAAUUUUUUGGUAAUUGGGGUGGCGACGAAAAUUCGUUGCGGAUUUUGUGCAAAAGUAAAUUUAUUAUGAAGAAUUAUUUCGUCAAAAAUAUAUAUAUUUUUUUUCCAUUUCUUCAGUUUCGUAAUUUUUUCAAUCAAAAUUUUUAAAACUAUUUUUUGCCAACCGAAAAAAUGUAAAUGUCAAAAAAAGAUUGAAUCUACCGUAGAAUUUUCGUUCAAAAAAUUACUGGACUAAAAAUACCGUAAAUUCGAUUGUAAAAAAAACCGAAGAAACGGAAAAAUAAAUAAGUUAAAAAUAUUAAAACUAAAAAACGUACUAGUAAAAAUAAUUGUAUAGGUAAUUCUUUAUAAAUAUUGAACAUACGUCUAGAAUAUGCAUUAGGUUCGUAAAUAUAAAAAUUAUACAUAUUAUAUAUAUAUAUAUGAAAAAAAAAAUUGAACAGAAAUGAUCAUGAACUAUUAUUAUCAAUAAUAAUUAUUAUUACUAUUAUUAUUUGCGCCUGUAAAUAAAUU